AUGGGGCCGCUGCGGCUUACCCUCCUGGUGGCGGCUCUGGCCGGCUGCCUGCUUCCUGCCCGGGGCUGUGUCAUGUGUGAUCCAAAUGUCGUGGAGGCGCUAAACUCCUUGGAGACGGAUUACCUGCCUGGCCACCUGGAGGCCAAGCAUCAUAAAAACGUGAUGAAAAGGGUAAAGCAGGCAGUGGAAGCUUUCAAGGACCUGCCGAUUGACGAGGAUUCCUAUAUGGGGGUCGUCGAUGAGGCCACACUGGAAAAGGCAGCUUGGAGUUUGCUGAAGGAUCUGAAACGCAUCAUGGACAGUGAUGUAAAAGGUGAGCUCUUCGUGAAGGAGCUGUUCUGGAUGUUGCACCUGGCAAAGGAUAAUUUUGCCAGCUACGCUGCUCAGUUUCAAAAAGCGGCGUUUUGUCCCAACAAGUGUGGUUUGAUGUUGCAGCCUCUGAUCUGGUGCAGUACCUGCCAGAAGCAGGUUCACUCUUGUCGAAAGUCCUCGAAUUGCGGAGAGCGCAAAGUCAAGGUCCAUCAGAUGGAAGAUAUGAUCCUGGACUGUGAGCUCAACUGGCAUAAAAUCUCUCAAGGCCUGACCGAUUACAGCUUUUACAGGGUUUGGGGGAACAAUUCUGAGACACUGAUGUCCAAGGGGAAGGAGCCCACGCUGACCAAGACCAUGGUGCGUCCAAAGGAUGCAGGCACCUAUCGCUGCGAGCUGGGCUCUGUGCAAUCCAGUCCAGCCACGGUCAUCUAUUUUCAUGUCACAGUAUUGCCCAAAAGAAUCGUGGAGGAGAUACCAUCACCAAACACUGAAACCAAGGAUGAGGUGGCCCCAGGUGAGGUGACUUUGGAUCGCCCCCAGACGGCCACAACCCUCCAGUCACAGUCUCCGAAGCCAGAGAAAGUGCUGAGAAGCCGCCUGGUCGGGCUGCUGAUCUGGGGCUUUGUCGUGCUGAUAGCCAGCGUUGCCACCGUGAUACUUUUAUCUCGGUCUGGGAAAGUGAUCGAUUUCAUAAAGUCCUCCUGGUUCAGCACUGGCAGUGGAGCUGCUCAGGACUAUGAGGUUUCAGAAGAAAAGGCCAAAGAAUCAAGGAGAAAAUAA
Lipotes vexillifer (Yangtze River dolphin) is the source of this 1092-nucleotide messenger RNA. It is a transcript of the gene IZUMO1, whose product is annotated as izumo sperm-oocyte fusion 1. Bases 1 to 1092 code for a protein of 363 amino acids. NCBI's taxonomy places the organism in Eukaryota, Metazoa, Chordata, Mammalia, Artiodactyla, Lipotidae. The record is from RefSeq and is a predicted model, not a curated record. The transcript is spliced from 9 exons. Gene Ontology annotation, biological process: sperm-egg recognition; fusion of sperm to egg plasma membrane involved in single fertilization; heterotypic cell-cell adhesion. Gene Ontology annotation, molecular function: signaling receptor binding; protein binding involved in heterotypic cell-cell adhesion. Gene Ontology annotation, cellular component: acrosomal membrane; plasma membrane.